Messenger RNA from Amblyraja radiata (thorny skate), 548 nucleotides. It is a transcript of the gene snorc, whose product is annotated as secondary ossification center associated regulator of chondrocyte maturation. Gene Ontology annotation, biological process: cartilage development. The record is from RefSeq and is a predicted model, not a curated record. The transcript has 3 exons. NCBI's taxonomy places the organism in Eukaryota, Metazoa, Chordata, Chondrichthyes, Rajiformes, Rajidae. Bases 163 to 519 code for a protein of 118 amino acids.
UGUUGGCCCCUGCCGGGGCGACUGAGUUAGAUGCUUGCUGCUCUUUUAGGUGCAGUACAGAAAGACUCCCUUGUGUGAGUGCAGAAGUAAGCAUCUCCUUGGACUUUUUUUUAUCAUACAAGGUUACACAAGUCAUCAGAUAGUUUCAGUGUCAGAAGUAAAAUGGCUCACUGCAGACGUUGGAAACUGCUGCCAUGGACGGUUAUAGGAAUUACCAUUCUUAUGGCGUUUACAGGUCUGGCAUCUGAGAUUCAGGAUUCUCUCGUCCUGGGACCCUCCAGUGAAGCUGUGGAGACCUCCUCGGGAGGAGGUGCGGUGGAGAUGGUCACACCUGGACCCAAUGUGGAGGACAGUUCAAUGACCUCAGACUAUGGAUAUUAUCCAGAUGAUACGGAACCUGUGGAGAAGGGAUCGCUAGGACCUGGAGCAAUAUCUGCCAUUGUAAUUGCUGCUGUACUUGGUGUGUCAGUGCUGUUCAGCCUGGUCAUUAUCACCGUGAGAAAGCUGUCAGCCUCUUAGACAAAAUAAAUGGUUGAAAAUAGACAGUU